AUGGAGGAGGAGGCAGCAGCUGGUGUCGCCGAUGCGGCCUGGCUGGAGCCGGCUCUUGGGGAAGUGAAGCAGGAGGAGCCGGCUGCAGAUGAGUGGCAGGGAUGGGAGGAGGAGUGGUGGGACUCCACGAAGUACGAGCAGGUGGAGGUCGAGGUGGAGGAGCCCGCUCACAACGAAGCAUGGGGCAAAAAGCAGCUGAAGCCGUGGACUGCGGGCGGGCAUGAUGAUCCAUGGCAGAAGAAGCCUUACUGGAAGCCCAAGCCCCUGAAGAAGGAUGCAUGGUGGGGGUCGUCGGGCUCAAGCUCUUCGGGCGGCCGGUAUGGUGGCAAGUACGUGCAGGGCGGCUACGUGGAUCCCCAUGGAAACUUCCACCA
This is a messenger RNA of Symbiodinium sp. CCMP2456, 374 nucleotides long. Lineage: Eukaryota; Dinophyceae; Suessiales; Symbiodiniaceae. The record is from the annotation of a GenBank genome assembly.